Molecule: messenger RNA, 1461 nt
Organism: Auxenochlorella protothecoides
Lineage: Eukaryota; Viridiplantae; Chlorophyta; Trebouxiophyceae; Chlorellales; Chlorellaceae
Product: Magnesium transporter MRS2-1
Exons: 10
Coding region: 1-1461 (486 amino acids)
Biological process (GO): magnesium ion transport
Molecular function (GO): magnesium ion transmembrane transporter activity
Source: RefSeq, a predicted model, not a curated record
AUGCCGGGCACGGGCCCGCUCCCCGGCGCGGAGCUGGCCGUCAGCGAGCUCGAGGAGCACUCUCUGCUCCUUGAAAAUGGUACACAAAAGGUUCUGGAGCUCGGCGCAAAGUCGAAGGUGGGAGUGAAGCAUGCUGCCGUCACCACCUGGCUGUCCGUCAGCCCCAACGGAACGGCCGCGCUGCUGGAACUGGGUAAGCUCAAGGUCACCCACCAGCUGGGAGUCCAGCUGCGGGACCUCAGGCUGCUGGACCCCCAGCUGGCCAACAGCUACCCCUCGGCCAUCCUGGCGCGCGACCGCGCGCUGGUCCUGAACCUGGAGUACAUCAAGUGCAUCAUCACCAUGGACAUGGUGUACGUGACGGGGCUGACCAGCCCCCUCACCCUCCAGUUCGUGCACGGCAUGCAGCAGCGGCUGGCGGCGCGGGAGGCCGGGGCGGAGGCGGGGGGCCCGCACAGCGCACGCCAGGCGUUCGGCGGGGACCUGAAGGACGGCGGGGUCGCGGCGCCCUCCCACCUGCUGCUGGGAGGAGAUGGGGAGAAGAGGGCCCUGCGGCCCCCGCCCCAGGAGCUCCCCUUCGAGCUCAAGGUGCUGGAGAUUGCGCUGGAGUGCGUCUCCGGCGAUCUGGAGCAGCUGGCAGAGGAGCUGGAAAGCGCGGCGCACCCCGCGCUGGACAAUCUGACCAGCAAGAUCACCACCAGCGCUCUGGAAAGGGUGCGCAGGAUCAAGAGUCGCAUGGUCCGCCUGAACACGAGGGUGGAGACGCUUCGAGAGGUGUUGGAGAAGUUCCUGAACGACGACUCGGACAUGAAGGACCUUCACCUCACUGCCAAGGAGAGGGAGUGGCAGGAGGCCCAGCUGCAGAACGUAGACUCCUGGCCGGAGCCAGGGCUGGGCCAGGUCCCCCUGGACCAAACCAUGACCCCCGGGGACGAGUUCGUGCCUGCGUCCCCGAGCUUCGCCCCCACCCCCGCCACCGGCCCCGAGAGCGCCAGGUGGAAUUUGGGUAAGCGCGGUCGGUCCCGCCGCCACUCCGACGCCUCCUCCAGCAGCUCCAGCAGCAGCUCCUCGGAUUCGUCCCUGGGCGAUGACGAGGACGUGGCCAUGGUGGAGAUGCUGCUGGAGCCCUACUUCAUGCAGCUAGACAACACUUACAACAAGCUGCAGACGCUGUAUGAGUACAUCGACGACACGGAGGAUUUCAUCAACCUGGAACUGGACUCCAAACGCAAUCAGAUCAUCAGGAUGCAACUCGUGCUGACGUCUUUCAAUGCCUCGGUUGCCCUGGUGACCGCCUUCACCUCGCUCUUCGCCAUGAACUUGGAAAUGAAGCCCGCCGACGAGUGGCCGGGGCAGGGUCCUUACGCCUGGUUCCUCAGCAUCUCGCUGGCCUCCGGCCUGGGCGCCAUCUUCUGCUUUGUCGGCGUCCUGGUGUACGCGCGAUACAAGAAGAUCCUGUGA